This is a messenger RNA of Cadophora gregata, 810 nucleotides long. RefSeq lists its product as uncharacterized. The record is from RefSeq and is a predicted model, not a curated record. Bases 1 to 810 code for a protein of 269 amino acids. The transcript has a single exon. NCBI's taxonomy places the organism in Eukaryota, Fungi, Ascomycota, Leotiomycetes, Helotiales, Ploettnerulaceae.
AUGUCACCCCCAGCCAAAGCCUACUUCCACGCCACCUCAAAUGGCUCACAGAUAUUCGUCGAAGAAUACGGCACAGGACCAUUGAUGGUCCUGAUGCACGGACUUGGAGGAACAACGAAUACCUUCCAGCCUCUCAUCAGACAUUUUGCUUCUCGGUUCACUAUGCUUCGCUUCGACUUCCCAGGAUCCGGAUUCAGCAGUUUCGAGUCUCCGUUGUCAAUACCUCAAUUUGUUGACGACCUCGCUUCCAUUCUCCAAUCACGAGAUACCAAAGAGCCACCGAUACUCGUUGGCCACUCUCUUGGGAGCAUCGUCGCCAUGCACUACGCAUCUCAGCAUCCAAAAGUCCGUGGUCUGGUUCUUAUCGGUCCUGGGAGAUCGGCUUCGCACAUCCCGGCCGUCGUGGAGCGCAUGACUGGUCUCGGAGCAAAAGCUAGAGAAGGCAUUCACGGUAUCAGAGAUUCCACCAUCGACAACAAUGUGGCACCGAGUUCAUCAGAUCUCUCCCGAACGGUCGUUAGACAGAUGAUCAGUUCACAGACAGCUGAGGGAUACGCUGCCACGUGUGAAGCUGUAUGCGCGAAGAGUCAUAUCGAUCCAGAUUACUCCGCGAUUACAUGCCCAACAGUUCUGAUAGCAGGAGAUCAGGAUAACAUCUCGCCGCCUUCGAGAUCUGAGGAGUUGAGAGGCUUGAUUGGAGGAGGAAAUGAGAAGGUUACUAUUGAAGUGGUACACUCGGGUCACCAGCAGGUGCUGGAAGACACUGCGGGGGUUGUGAAGGCGAUGGAAUCUGUUUUGGCUCUAUUAUGA